AUGGCCGAAUAUCCAGAUCGAAUCGGUCCUGACCACGCGCCCAAGCGCAGCUUUGGAGAGAAAUGCAGACGUCUCGCGAAGGCGUUUAGUACGAGGGAAGGACUCAUUGGAAACUACGACUACGCAUUUCUUUUCAAGCCCAACCUCCCGUUCCUGAAGAAGGAGCGGCGAGCAGCUCCGUUCUUCGGUCUGAACGACCGCAUGCCCGUUUUCCUGGCAUUGCUCUUGGGCUUCCAGCACGCACUUGCAAUGUUGGCCGGCGUCAUCACGCCGCCCAUCAUCCUCGCCAACGCGGCGAACCUCACCCCAGAGCUCCAGAAGUACCUCGUGUCGACGUCGUUGAUCGUGUGCGGUAUCCUGUCUUCCAUCCAGAUCACCCGCUUCCACAUCUACAAGACGCCGUACUACAUCGGCACCGGACUCAUCAGCGUCGUCGGCACGUCAUUUGCGACCAUCCCCGUAGCCACCGGCGCCCUCAGCCAGAUGUACGCAACGGGAUUCUGCCCCACGGCAGCGAAUGGAACCAAACUCCCAUGCCCGGACGGCUACGGCGCGAUCCUGGGAACGCAGUGCAUCUGCGCGCUUCUCGAAAUCCUGAUGGCCUUCACGCCUCCCCGGAUCCUCAAGCGCAUCUUCCCGCCGCUCGUCACUGGACCGACCGUCAUGCUGAUCGGCGUCAAGCUCAUUCAGUCCGGGUUCCAGAACUGGGCGGGUGGCUCGGGGGACUGCAAGUCCAUGCCCGCGACUGGUCUCUUCCGAUUGUGCCCCAAUAUCAAUGCGCCGCGACCGUUGCCAUGGGGUUCUGCUGAGUUCAUCGGCCUCGGAUUCUCCGUCUUCAUCACCAUCAUCCUCUGCGAGCGCUUCGGAUCUCCUAUCAUGAAGUCUACGGCUGUGGUCAUUGGUCUGCUGGUUGGCUGCAUCAUUGCGGGUGCAACUGGAUACUUCGACAAGAGCACCAUCGAUGCUUCGCCCGCCGCCUCCUUCAUCUGGGUGCACACCUUCAAGCUUAGCGUGUAUGGGCCGAUAGUGUUACCGUUAUUAGCAGUCUACAUGGUCCUCGCCAUGGAGGCCAUCGGCGAUAUCACAGCAACGUGCGACGUGUCGCGUCUAGAAGUCGAUGGCGAGCUGUUCGACUCUCGCAUCCAGGGAGGCGUGCUCGCUGACGGUCUCAAUGGCAUCCUCGCUGGCCUCUGCACCAUCACCCCGAUGUCCACAUUCGCACAGAACAACGGCGUCAUCGCGCUCACGCGCUGCGCCAACCGCAAGGCUGGAUAUGCCUGCUGUUUCUGGCUCAUCAUCAUGGGUAUCUUCGCCAAGUUCGCUGCCGCUCUGGUCGCCAUCCCCAGCUCCGUGCUCGGUGGCAUGACGACCUUCCUCUUCUCCGCCGUCACGGUGUCCGGUAUCAGGAUCAUUUCCACGAUGCCAUUCACGAGGCGGAACCGCUUCAUCCUGACCGCUGGGUUCGCGCUCGGUUUCGGCGCCACCAUGGUUCCUAAGUAA
This is a messenger RNA of Aaosphaeria arxii CBS 175.79, 1500 nucleotides long. Its product is annotated as xanthine/uracil permease protein-like protein. Gene Ontology annotation, molecular function: xanthine transmembrane transporter activity. Gene Ontology annotation, biological process: xanthine transport; transmembrane transport. NCBI's taxonomy places the organism in Eukaryota, Fungi, Ascomycota, Dothideomycetes, Pleosporales. Bases 1 to 1500 code for a protein of 499 amino acids. Gene Ontology annotation, cellular component: membrane; fungal-type vacuole. The transcript is spliced from 2 exons. The record is from RefSeq and is a predicted model, not a curated record.